Messenger RNA from Lolium perenne, 2255 nucleotides. Its product is annotated as retrovirus-related Pol polyprotein from transposon TNT 1-94. NCBI's taxonomy places the organism in Eukaryota, Viridiplantae, Streptophyta, Magnoliopsida, Poales, Poaceae. The record is from RefSeq and is a predicted model, not a curated record. Gene Ontology annotation, molecular function: zinc ion binding; nucleic acid binding.
GCCUCAAAUUGAUCAUUGUGAGCGGCACCACGGAAAAGGAUCGAGGAAUAGGGGUUAGACCGUUUUCGUGCUAAGAUCCGACAAUGGUAUCAGAGCCAAAUUAGGGUACGCACGUUCUAAUCCUUGAGCCAUUAUCGAUCUGGAGAUUGGAAAGCCUUACAGUUUACGGGAAUCCGCUGCGAACUCUGCCCAAAACCAAUCUGGAGGAGAGGAACGUACCUGACCAAGCACGCUCCAGAUCAAUCCAAAAGAAAAGUCGUUGCUGCUCCUGGAAACAAAAUUCGAUCUUUUCCCCAACUCCACGCACAGGACCACGAUCUACCAUACCCAGCGCCACCCGCCGCCGCCCGCCUACCGCCGCCAACUCUGCACCGUCUUGCCCGGCCCCGUGGUCUACCUCGACCGCCGCCUCGUCAAGGACGCUCGCCGUCGUCGCCUCGGUCUGCAUCACUUCGCCCCGCCCCGGUGCGCCACCUCGCUGACCUUCCGAUCUCGCUGGGAACGCCACCUCCUCAAGCUCGUCGUCGUCGAGUUGUCUGCAUCGUCCAAUAUCUACCAACACCAACCUGUACGUUGCUCUGCUCCUCUCCAUCGGUAGUGCACGGAAGUUGUUCGACAGAACGCCCACAAGGAAGAAGUGCAUCAAACUUUUUGUAAGCACCUCUGUCCUCAAUGGCCUCCAAUGCUGUGUUUGCUGAGCUCAUGCGUGCGUACAAGCUGGAUGGAAAUAACUUCACCGUUUGGAGGAGGAAGUUGUUGUAUUUGCUUACUUCUGAGAACAUUGACUAUAUUGUUGAGAUGGCUGAACCAAACCAUCCAGCUGAGGAUGCUACAGAUGAGGAGAAGCAGGAAUAUGAGGAUGAACUGAAGCAAUACAAGAAGGAUAACAAGACUGCCAGAGUUUUCAUGCUUGGUUCAAUGGCAGAUUCUUUGGCUGCAGAGUAUGAGUCUGAAGAUACAGCUUAUGGCAUUAUGCAGAGGUUGGAACAAGAUUUUGGGGAAGUUUCUCUGAUGAAAGUGUUGGGCCUAGUGAACAUGUUCAUAAACUCAAAGAUGGGUGAUAAAUCUGUCAAUGAACACUUGAACAAGCUCGUUGUCUUGGCUGAAGAACUAAAAUCUGCUGGCUAUCCGUUUCAGGAGGAAGUCCAAGUAAUGGUGGUCCUUAACUCUUUGCCACCAUCAUGGGAACAAUUUAAAAUUUCCUUUUGCCAUUCUGAGCGUACAGUCAACAUGAGGAACUUAAGGCAGCACUUGUUGAUGGAGGAAGACAGAAAGAAGAACCAAGGGAAAGAAAGGGUCUCUCAUCAUGCGGAGCUACACCUUGGUGAGCAUAAAAGUAACAACAAUAAGAGGAACUGGAAUAAAAGGAAGUCAGAUCAUGAUUUGAGGGACAAAAUUAACAUCAAGCGUGAUCAGAGAUACCAAAGAGAUGAUAGAUACCAGAGAGAUGAUAGAAGCCAUAGAGAUGACAGAAGGGACAAGGGACAUCGCAACAAUUACAACAACUACAACUCUUACCAGAAGCUUGAUAAGAACAAUUAUAAGUGUCAUAAUUGUGGUGAAUCUGGACACUUCAGAUCUGAAUGCUCAAAGAGGAGGAAGCCAAAUGAUAAUCGGAACAAGACUGAUAAGGAGGGCAGCCGCAAGGGGAACCACUCCCCUGAAGGGCUUUACUGAUGCUGAUUGGCAAGGGGAUCUGGACGAACGGAGAUCUACUUCUGGUUAUGUAUUCAAGCUAGGAGGAGGUGCAAUAUCAUGGAGGAGCAAGAAGCAAGAUUCUGUAGCUGUUUCUUCGAUGGAGGCUGAGUACAUUGCUGCAUCAGAAGCUGUCAAGGAAGGCGUCUGGCUGAAGGAGUUUCUUGCCUCUCUCAAGGUGGUGACAAGUGCAUCAAAUCCUGUUACAAUUUUCUGUGAUAAUCAGGCGGCGAUCAAGGUUUCAAAAGAUCCCAAGUUUCAUAGUAAAACCAAACAUAUUGAGGGAAGGUAUCAUUUUAUUCGUGAUAUUAUCAAUAGAUUAAAGACAAUUCGUUUAGAGUAUUUGCCUAGUCUGGACAUGGUUGCCGAUCCACUGACUAAGCCACUUAGUCAGGAAAGUUUUUGUAAACAUGUGUCAAACAUGGGUCUUCGGUUAUGGUCUUAAAUGUUUUAGCCAAGUGGGAGAUGUAGGAAUUAUAAAGUGUGGCUUGCAACAUUUAUACUACAUUAUUUAUUCCCUGGAAUUUCUGUGAUGAAUAUUACCAUUGCAUUUGAAUAUC